AUCCUUUAUUGUCUGGUGUUCAACACAAAUGUAAGCUACCAGACGGUCUCGCACGCUUAUCGCAUCUUGCAAGCACUUCCGUCACCAGUGACCACUUCUGGACCGGGAUUUCAACACAUCAUCUAAACCUACAGACAGCCUAUCAUUUGUGUCUUAGCGCUGUGGCCAGGGUUCACAGUCUAAUGGCUGCAAAGACGGGCUAUGCUUGGCGCUAACCCACGAAGGGAUCACCCAAUCCUGCAGAUAUGUGGGACAGAAAGACUCGCUGACAAGUUGCAGCCAGCUGCAGGGGUAACUCCACGGGCUAUGAUACCCCGCUUCAGGGAGACAAUGGCUAUUCAACUUCCUCUCGAUUGAUCGUAAUCUGUCAGCAGGUCAACGAUGGCUAGCAACAGCGCGUUCAUUGUGCAAACCGUCAUUGGUCUGGUCAUAGUAUAUGUCCUUAUCUCUAUCGUACGAUUCUCAUUACAGUCCCUUCCGCCCAAAAACUACCCUCCAGGACCACCUUCGCUGCCAUUCAUUGGCAACGUGCACCACUUCGCAUCGAACAAGCUCCACAUCAAGUUUACAGAAUGGCGCAAAACCUACGGCGACAUCAUCGGGCUCAAGGCCGGACCUGCCAACAUCGUCGUCCUGAACAGUACUGCAGUCACUCGAGAGCUACUUGAAAGGCGAGGAAACAUCUACUCGGGUCGGCCCACGGACUACAUCUUCCGAGAGCACAUCGUGCAGGACGCACAGCACAUUCUAUUCCUACAAAACGAUACAUAUCUAAAGCGGUACCGGUCUGCAGUGAGACAUCUGCUUGGACCUGCUGGCUGCGAGCAAGCUUUACCACUGCAGAACGCUGCGGCGACGUAUCUGGCGUACAAUUUGGUGUUGGCACCUGAGAAAUUCCAGGACCAUUUACACAAUUGGGGUAUGGGCACUCCGUUGACUGCGAUUUGUGGCCAUCGAGGAGCGCAGAAAGACAAAAACCUGACCAAGCUCUUCUAUGACAACCAGAAGAACUGGCUGGAGUUACUCAAUCCUGGAUCAGCUCCUCCGAUUGGUAUGUUUCCGAUUCUCAAAUACGUGCCAGCAUUUCUGGUCAAGUGGAAGGGACAAGCGAAAGCGCUGCGCCAGAAUCAGCAAUACUUCUACUACAUGAUGCUGAACUCCGCCAAAGACGAAUUGAAACGUAGCAAGGCCGGCAACAACGGGAAGUCCAAUGGUUUCCUGUCACUGAUGGCAACACUAUUGCAAGAGCAAGGAGACAAAGGGGGAUUUGACAAUCACCAGCUUGCGUACCUCGGUGGUGGGCUGUUGGAUGCUGCUGUCGAUACCACGUACCUCAGUGCUCUGGCUUUUAUCAAGGCUCUAGGAGCCCAUCCUAAAGUUCUUAAACGCGCGCAGGCCGAAGUCGACAGCUUUUCUAAAGCAGGCAAACCUCCACGAGUCGAAGACCUGGACAAAUUGCAGUACCUGAAAGCCUGUUUCUUUGAAGUACUGCGCUGGCGCCCGGUAGCCACCGUCAACCUCCCCCACACCCUCGACGCCGACGACACUUUCCGCGGCUACCACAUCCCCAAAGGCACAGUAAUUCUGCAGAACAUCUGGAUCGACUCGCACGACCCCACUCUCUUUCCCGCACCCGACACCUUCAACCCCGACCGCUACCUCGCCAACCCCUACGGCACUGAUCUAUCCUUCGAAGCCUGCCAAGCCGAGGGCAGAAGAAUCUCGUACGCUUUUGGGAGCGGUCGGAGACAGUGUCCUGGGAAUGUGUAUGCGCAGAAUGGGUUCUUGGCUAUGGCGGCGAAGCUGGUUUGGGCGUUUGAUGUGAAGGGGAGGGGGGAGUUGGAUUUGAGUGUUGAGACGGGGUUUCAUGGGGGUUUGCUGCUGGGGAGUGAACCUUUUGAGGUGGACUUUGUACCGAGGAGUGAAAUGCAUCGUCAGGUUAUCAUUGAUGACUGCGAGAGGACAAGGGUGCUGUUGGAUUGACAUGAGUGUAUAAUGAUUCCAGGCGGUUGCAGAUUGACCGG
Molecule: messenger RNA, 2024 nt
Organism: Macroventuria anomochaeta
Lineage: Eukaryota; Fungi; Ascomycota; Dothideomycetes; Pleosporales; Didymellaceae
Product: cytochrome P450 21
Exons: 2
Coding region: 382-1983 (533 amino acids)
Molecular function (GO): iron ion binding; heme binding; monooxygenase activity
Source: RefSeq, a predicted model, not a curated record